AUUACUGUGGCAUAUGUGAUUGGAAUCACUUGAACCACUUCUCUCCAAUCCGCACGCAAAUUCAACCCAUUAUCCUUAAAAUCGAACCACUCCAAACUCAUACGCCAGUCCACAGUCCAGAAUGACGCCCCUCAGUACACCACCCGUACCAUUGGACAUCCGAUAUGCCCACGCAUCGGACCUGGCUGCCCUCGUGCGCGUGGAGAUCCGCUCGUUCCCGGCGUCCAAUUACAUGCGCAGCACAUACAAGGGAUGUGAUCCGGGGGCCGUCCACACCUUUAAAACCGUCUGCGCCCUCGAGUACUUCGCCAAACCCGAGUGCCAUAUCCUGGCGGGUGUCCUUGGGAGUAGUAGUGACAUCAUCGCCUACGGCCGCUGGCAUAUCCCCGCGAUUUAUGGGUGCGAGAGAACCGUGGACACCGGUCUGAGCAGCGACGCGCAAGCGCAGAUGCGGGAUAUGUGGGCGUACGCCCCGAAGUUGGUGAACAGGGGUACCUACUCGUUCUACGAAGGAAUGAUCACGCGGAGUACGAGCGUUCAUCUCAGGAACGCUGAUUUUGUCCUGGAGCUGUUGUGCGUCCUACCGGAGUACCAAGGGAUGGGAAUUGGGAGUGCAUUCCUCGAAUGGGGCAUCGAGAAAGCAGACGCCCGUAACGCCCGGAUCUACCUGGAGGCGACGAUGGAAGGUGUACCGUCGUAUUUGAAGCAUGGGUGGGAGGUCGUCGAGGAGGUAGAGCUGGAUUAUACAGAGCGUGGUGGGGAGGGGAGUCAGAGAUUCGCAUCGAUGAUUAGAGAGCCCCAGGGCACUGGGGGUUGGCUUGAAUGAGAAUGGUUCUAUCAUCAUCGACCUACUGUUAGAUCUAUUGGCUUAGAUAGGAGUCUAUACAGAUUCGCC
Aspergillus aculeatus ATCC 16872 is the source of this 895-nucleotide messenger RNA. RefSeq names its product GNAT family N-acetyltransferase. The transcript has 2 exons. Lineage: Eukaryota; Fungi; Ascomycota; Eurotiomycetes; Eurotiales; Aspergillaceae. The record is from RefSeq and is a predicted model, not a curated record. The coding region runs from base 122 to 826 and encodes 234 amino acids. Gene Ontology annotation, molecular function: acyltransferase activity, transferring groups other than amino-acyl groups.